AUGCUUGAAGCUGAAUUUAAUGCUUCAAAAACAGUAAUUGAAAAAAGAAAGCACCUAUCCUUCAGCUCUAUACCAGAUCCCAGAUUCUCUAGUUUUAAAGAAAAAUGUCAUCAAGAUUUACUUGCAAUCACUAAGCAUACACUUUUUUAUAACUAUAAUAGAACUUGUAAAAAAUAUAAUCAUAGCUUACAAAAGCACUUAUGCAUAGUACAUUUGAUAUGUGCUUCUACUUUACAAAUGUUUAUAAAACAAGUAUCUGAUGAAACAUCUAUUGAUCUUGUAAAUAACUUAUACAAGCUUGUUACAAAAUGCUUUAAUAAGAUAGUAGGUCAAGCAGAACUUACAAGUCUACAAGAAUAUAAGAAUUAUUAUAAAAACUUUCCAGAAAACUUUAAUAAAUCUGAUGAUAAUUCUGACUCUGCUGAUGCUAAGAAUGACCAAAAUAUAGUUGAUAAAUGUUCAAAGGAGACAGCACUAAACUAUGAGCUAUAUAAAAAAGCAAAACAUAAUUCUGUUCUUAUAAAAGCUUAUCAUAUUGACUAUUCUGUUUCUGAAUAUAAUAUAAAUAUUCAGUAUGAUCUUUUUAAUGAUGGUGACUUUGAUACUUCUACUUCUGAAAACAUUACUAUGUUUAAUCCAGCUACUAUUAUUCGAUUAGGGCUAAAAGAUAUUAAAAUAAUUAAUACUAUUAUGAAUACUUUGUGA
Molecule: messenger RNA, 705 nt
Organism: Cetraspora pellucida
Lineage: Eukaryota; Fungi; Glomeromycota; Glomeromycetes; Diversisporales; Gigasporaceae
Source: the annotation of a GenBank genome assembly